GCUUCUCUCUGUACUGUGGGCAAACCCAGCCUUUCCCGCACGCGGCGCACCUGGCCCUGGCACCUGGUGCAGGGCAAGACUUCUUCCCUGAGCCAUGGAUGCUGUGGAACUUGCCAGAAGGUUGCAAGAGGAGGCCACAUGUUCCAUCUGCCUGGACUACUUCAUUGAUCCUGUGAUGACUGCCUGUGGCCAUAACUUCUGCAGAGAAUGCAUCCAGAUGAGCUGGGAGAAAGGGAAGGGCAAGAAAGGGAAGAAGAAGCAGAAAGGCUCCUUCCCCUGCCCCGAGUGCAGGGAGAUGUCCCCUCAGAGGAACCUGAGGCCCAACCGCCUGCUGACAAAGGUGGCCGAGAUGGCCCGCCAGCACCCAGGGCUGCAGAAGAGAGACCUGUGCCAAGCACACCAAGAGCCCCUUAAACUGUUCUGCCAGGAUGACCAGAGCCCCAUUUGUGUGGUCUGCAGGGAGGCUCAGGAGCACAGGCUGCACAGGGUGCUGCCUCUGGACGAGGCUGCAAGAGAAUAUAAGACGAAGUUGGAGGAAGACAUAAAGUAUUUUCGGGAGGAGAUGAUGAAGACAAAGACUCUGCAAGCCAAGGAGGAACAGGCCUUAACUGAGUGGCAGGAGAGAGUGAAGGAGCGGAGAGAGCGAAUCUUGGAGGAGUUCCAGAAGGUGGUCCUGUUUCUGGUGGAAGAAGAACGCAGGCUUCUCCAGGUCCUGAAGAAGGAGGAAGAGGAUACCUUGGGGAGGCUGCAGGACAGCAAGACCUCCCUGGAUCGCCAGAGCCACUCCCUGGACGUGCUCCUGCUGCAGCUGGAGGAGCAGAGCCAGCAGGAGCCGCUCCAGAUGCUGCAGGAUAUAAAGGACACCUUGACCAGGAAGGAGAGCCUCAGUAUGCAGUACCCAGAGGUGAUCCUCCCGGUGGCUAUCAAGACGGUGUGCAGAGUUCCAGGGCAGAUAGAGGUGCUCAAAAGUUUCCAAGAGGCUGUGGUGCCGGACCCCAGCUCAGCGUACCCCUAUCUCCUCCUGUACGAGAGCCGCCAGAGGCGAUACUUGAGCCCACCGCCAGAGGGCAGCGCCCCCUACAGCAAGGACCGUUUCGUGGCCUACCCCUGCGCUGUGGGACAGAAGAGCUUUUCUUCUGGAAGGCACUACUGGGAAGUGGGCAUGAAUCUCACCGGGGAUGCACUCUGGGCCCUAGGCGUGUGCAGGGACAACGUGAGCCGAAAGGACAGAGUGCCCAAGUCCCCGGAAAAUGGGUUCUGGGUAGUGCAGCUGUCCAAGGGAAAGAAGCACUUGUCCCUGUUACCCGACUCCAUUCCAGUCACACUCACGGAACCUCCCAGCCACAUGGGUAUCUUCCUGGAUUUCCAGGCCGGGGAGGUGUCCUUCUACAGUGUGAACGAUGGGUCCCACUUGCACAGUUUCUCCCAGGCUGCCUUCCCUGGGCCGCUGCUGCCGUUUUUCUGCUUGGGUGCUCCAAAGUCGGGCCAGAUGGUCAUUUCCUCAGUGACCAUGUGGGUGAAGGGAUAGAGGUUUGGGGCCAGGCACAGUCGCUGGGCGUGCCCGGGUUCCCCGGAAGGCAGGACGCUUCACCACCGUGGCUACCUACCCAGACUUUCUCUAG
This is a messenger RNA of Phodopus roborovskii (desert hamster), 1622 nucleotides long. It is a transcript of the gene Trim17, whose product is annotated as tripartite motif containing 17. The transcript is spliced from 7 exons. Bases 95 to 1528 code for a protein of 477 amino acids. The record is from RefSeq and is a predicted model, not a curated record. Lineage: Eukaryota; Metazoa; Chordata; Mammalia; Rodentia; Cricetidae. Gene Ontology annotation, molecular function: zinc ion binding; protein binding.